CCUACUCUCACACUUUACUAACUCACGCUAUCUCUAAACAAAGUUUAUAUCCUAGGAGACCCGUAAACGAAAUUUGGAAGGAUCAUCCAGUGUCUGAACUACAUGGACUAUUAACAAAGAAUUAAUUAAAUCAGAGUCCUCCAAGUAAACACUGACCGAGAAAGAUGAUCCUCCGUCCAUCCUACAAACUACUCUCUGCUCUACGUCACAUACCCAGCUACCCAACAUUCUUAUCCAGAGCGCUAGUUUCGGUAACAGUGAAUCCAGAAAAGGGUUUGGUUGAUGAGCAAUUGUCUGUGAGUGUUUCUGGUUUGAAACCUGAAGAAAAUGUCACAGUCAGUGCCACAAUCGAACAGAGCUCAAAGAAAAGAGAAACCGUUUUCAGGUCUUUCGGACAUUUCAAAGCUUCAGUUGACGGAUGUGUUAAUCUGGUCACUGACCCAUGUUUAGCUGGGACCUACACUGGAAUUGAUCCCAUGGGAUUAUUUUGGAGUAUGACUCAAGUAGUUGGAAAACAUGGUAGAAUUAAUAUUGAUGAUGCCACCAAAUCUUUGGAUUACACUGUGAUGGUCCACCCUGGUCGUAUCUCACAACAUUCCAAUCUUUUUUCUCAUAUUAAACCAUUAGGAACAAAGUUGGUUCGACGAUCGUUUAUGAGAUCUGGUGUCCGCAAAAUCACAGUUAACUACGGAAGACUUCGGGGUAGUUUAUUCAUACCAAGUGACGAAACGACCAACAGACAACGGCGACGAUAUCCUGCUGUGAUAGACCUGUUUGGUAAUGUUGGUUCUUUGAUAGAAUCCAGAGGGGCUCUGUUAGCGUCCCAUGGAUUUAUUACUUUAAGUUUGGCCUAUAUUGCAUAUAAAGACUUACCUCCAAUUGCCACAGAGGUUGAUUUUGAAUAUUUCGAAGAGGCUAUUGAGUGGCUUAUUAACCAUGAGCAGGUUUCCAGUGAGAAAGGUAUAGGUGUUCUAGGGGCAUCUCUGGGAGGGAUAAUAGCUGUAUACAUGGCGAAAGAGUGUCCGCAAGUAAGCGCUGUUAUAAGUAUUAAUGGUCUCCCAAACUUCUUUAUUUAUGGUAUCCGCCAUAAUGGUAAACAGGUGCCAUAUCGCUCUUCAACAGUCUAUGGCCUUUCUGUAAUGAAGGAUGAUGGAUUUAUAAGUACAAAUUGGAAAAUAGAGGAAUCUAAGUCGUUUUAUUUAGAUGAGACUUCCCAUAGUAAAGUACUGCUUUUAGUUGGUGGUGACGACAAAUUAUAUGACACUAGUGACUAUUUCUUCUGGUUCAACAACUUAACACCUGCGAAAAAAAGGGAUGUUGAAUUAAUUAUAUACGAAGGUGCUGGUCACAUCAUUGAAGCUCCAUACACACCAUUGUUUAACCGUAUUUAUCAUCCGAAACUCGGGCAGCCUGUUAUUUAUGGGGGUUACCCUCAACAACAUGCUGAGGCACAAGAAAAGUCCUGGUUAAAAAUCAGGGAAUUUUUUACCAAAAAUCUAUAAAAAUUUCGACUGAUUCUUAUUGGUGUUUAUAUCAGUUUGCAAUACAUCAAAUAUUUAUGAUUGCACCUGUCAGCUUGAUGCAGGGAAUUCGCUAAUUAUUUGAUCACCAUAAUAAUUAUUUAAUCUCCAUAAAUUAGCUAUUUGUGCCGGUUGACCAGCAAAAAAUUGCAGAAGCGUCUUUCUCACACCUGAAAGACUACCAAUAUAUUAGAGACAAUAAUACUUACGAUGGAUGUUUGCAUUAUAAAAGUAGGGGUGGUCACAGAUGAGUUGAUAUCAGAAGGGCUAACACAUUAGCCUAUAAAUUGGCGAUGUCCGACCAAAAUAUUCUAGAUGUUUUAUAUUCAAACUGGACACAUUUAACUUCUCACACCUACCCUACAAUGUCAUUCUAAAAAUAAACAAUCACAUCAUUGAAAUCUCAAAGCUAUGAGAUAAUGCAUGAUUAAUUAAAAACA
Octopus sinensis (East Asian common octopus) is the source of this 1960-nucleotide messenger RNA. Its product is annotated as acyl-coenzyme A amino acid N-acyltransferase 1-like. Bases 165 to 1502 code for a protein of 445 amino acids. Lineage: Eukaryota; Metazoa; Mollusca; Cephalopoda; Octopoda; Octopodidae. The record is from RefSeq and is a predicted model, not a curated record. Gene Ontology annotation, molecular function: fatty acyl-CoA hydrolase activity. The transcript is spliced from 2 exons. Gene Ontology annotation, biological process: acyl-CoA metabolic process; fatty acid metabolic process.